UUCGUCACUAAAUUGGCUCAAGUUUCUUGUCACACACAUGUUAUUACACACUGGAGAAAAGCGAUACAAAUGCAGUGAGUGUGGAAAGAACUUUACUCAAUCUGGUAGUCUACAAGUUCAUAUGAGAACACACACAGGAGAAAGACCAUAUGAAUGCAGCGAGUGUGGAAAGAAAUUUACUCGAUCUGGUAUUCUACAAGUUCAUUUGAGAAAGCACACUGGAGAAAAGCCGUAUGAAUGCAAGGAGUGCGGGGAAAAGUUUACUCAAUCUGGUAUUCUACAAGUUCAUAUGAGAUUGCACACUGGAGAAAGACCAUAUGAAUGCAGUGAGUGUGGAAAGAAAUUUACUCACUCUGGUAGUCUGCAAGUUCAUAUGAGAAUGCACACUGGAGAAAGACCAUAUGAAUGCAGUGAGUGUGGAAAGAAAUAUACUCAAUUUGGUGUUCUACAAGUUCAUAUGAGAAAGCACACAGGAGAAAGGCCAUAUGAAUGCAGUGAGUGUGGAAAGAAAUUUUUUCAAUCUGGUCAUCUACGAGUUCAUAUGAGAUUGCACACAAAAGAAACACCAUAUGAAUGUAGUGAGUGUGGAAAGAAAUUUAAUCGAUCUAGUAGUCUACAAUUUCAUGCGAGAGUACACACAGGAGAAAAGCCAUAUCAAUGCAGUAAGUGUGGAAAGAAGUUUACUCAGCCUGGCAAUCUAAACGUACAUAUGAGAAUACACACAGGGAAAAGGCCAUAUCAAAGACCUCAUCGUAAAGAAAAGAAAUACCAUUGUGAACGUCGUGGAGAAGUCUUUGAUGUUGCAGCAGUAGAUAGAAGACACCAGGAAGUUCACACUCAAGAAGACAUAAGUGCUCAAAAGCAUACAGAUUUGAUAUCACUCGCCAGCAGCUCUCAGUCUCACUCUAGUAGUACUCAUUUAUCUAUUCAAACUUCAAGUAUGUUUAGUGAUAGAAGCUUAUUUACAUUUCUAUCUAUUCCUUCCAAUGGUGUCUGCAGUUCAUCUGCUAUUUUCUCUAUGUUCAACCAUCCCAAUGUAGCUGUGACAUAUGGUGUGACUGUGUCUACGUGUAGUGACAUGUUGGUGAUGGAGAAAGUUGUAACGUCUUUGUCUGAUGUGCUUGCUGAUUCAGACGUGAAUGAUGAAAUCAAUAUGCGAGAGAGAGUUGAUAUUUCUUAUGGCAUUGUUUGUGCAGUUGACUGUUUGCAUCAUCAAGUGGGAAUCAUUCAUGGCUACAUCAGCCCUACCACUAUAUUUAUCACAUCUCGACUGACUGCCAAACUGUUAGAUCCAGCAGCAUCUUGUCUCCUGCAUAAUAAGAUAUGUCAACAUGCUAAGUCAUAUGAGGAAGAUCUGCACCAACUAAUCUGUCUUCUCAUCAAGUUAUACGACUCAUAUUCACAAUUUUCAUCUGUUUGUCAUCGUUUAUGCAACAUGAUCAGUCGUGAUGAAAUUAAUAAGUCAAGGGAAAAAUUUGUAUCUACAACAGACCUGCUGGAGUUAAUUGAUGAAUUGAAGCAUAAUGAGGAAUACAGUUGCUGCUCACACAGACAUGAACUAUCUUGGAAAUUUGAAAUUGAUUAAGUUAGCUGAUUAGAUAUGAAUGUUUGUAAAGUUAAAUAGA
Molecule: messenger RNA, 1625 nt
Organism: Corticium candelabrum
Lineage: Eukaryota; Metazoa; Porifera; Homoscleromorpha; Homosclerophorida; Plakinidae
Product: zinc finger protein ZFP2-like
Exons: 3
Coding region: 38-1585 (515 amino acids)
Biological process (GO): protein phosphorylation; regulation of transcription by RNA polymerase II
Molecular function (GO): protein kinase activity; ATP binding; RNA polymerase II cis-regulatory region sequence-specific DNA binding
Source: RefSeq, a predicted model, not a curated record